GCAGGCAUGCGCCCAUGUCAAACCGAUGCUGGAGAACAGCGUUCAUAAACAUGUAACGGCGACGGUGUCGCAUCAGAAAGACUCUGAACAAAGUCUGCCUGUGAAUGUAUGCCCAAGGGUGUGGCUUCUCUUUCAAACGCCCGGAUGCGUUGAAAAGACAUGGACCCACUGACCAGUGUACCAGAAAUAAGGCGAAGGCUCUACAAAAUGCUCAGGCAGGCUCUCAAGCGCUUGGGAACAGCACGUCCGCAGCUGGACCAUCUUCUGUGGGCUCUGCAUCGAGCACUGUGCCACAGAAUUCCCUGCUCUUACCUGUGGCUACACCGGAUGUUGUUCAGACCACUGGGAAUAGCACCUUCGGAGCUGCAGCCCCCGUCGCGAUGCCUCAGCAGCAAUUCACCUUCGAAGCCCGACCACCGGGCUUGGUGACCUGGCAAUUCGGUGCGCAGGCCCCACGAACUGAGCCAAGGUCAAUGAGCUAUCAUGUCCCAUCCUUGCCUGUGCUCCCACAGACAAUUCCAUCGCUCCCCAAGACGCAGGCCCUUCGAACUGAGCCAAGGUCAAUGACGCCUCAUGUCCCAUCCUUGCCUGUGCUCCCACAGACUAUUCCAUCUCUCCCGACGCAGGCCCCGAUUAUACCGACUUCUGUGCAGCAGCAGCCGGUUGUCACACGUCCCUUACAGGCCAUCCAGGGUUCGUCCUCGAACCAGAUUCCCACUCCCCUCCCAUCUACAUCUGUGCAAUCAUCGUCUUUACCAGUCAUUGCGGGUGAUUUUACAUUAUCUAUUUUUAAGAAGGCCGCUGCGCCAUCGUCUCCUUCCCCGCCCGAUGAUGUAAAUGAUUCAUCCGAAGGUCUAUUCUCUGCUCCAGCGUCUCCUUCCCCGCCCGAGGAUGUAAACGAUCCAUUCGAAGGCCUAUUUUCUGCUCCAGCGUCUCCUUCCCCGCCCGAGGAUGCAAAUGAUCCAUUCGAAGGCCUAUUUUCUGCACCUUCGUCUCCUUCCCCGCCCGAGGAUGCAAAUGAUCCAUUCGAAGGCCUAUUUUCUGCACCUUCGUCUCCUUCCCCGCCCGAGGAUGCAAAUGAUCCAUUCGAGGGCCUUUUUUCUGCACCUUCGUCUCCUUCCCCACCCAAGGAUGUAAAUCAUCCAUCCGAAAACCUUUUUUCCGCACGGUCGUCUCCUUCCCCGCCCGAGGAUGUAAAUGAUCCAUCCACAAGCAUCUUUUCUGCUCCCUCGUCUCCUAUCCUAUCUGAGGAUGCAUUGUUUGACUUGUACCUGUUCUCCGCUCCACCGUCUCCUAGCUGAGAAAGCGAUGAAUGCCUCUGGCCCCUAAAUCAAGCGCAUGGACUUUAUAUUUCUUCACAUGACAUUUUAUUUCACAGUUUUUG
Molecule: messenger RNA, 1384 nt
Organism: Suillus subalutaceus
Lineage: Eukaryota; Fungi; Basidiomycota; Agaricomycetes; Boletales; Suillaceae
Exons: 3
Coding region: 105-1301 (398 amino acids)
Source: RefSeq, a predicted model, not a curated record